Magnolia sinica is the source of this 1344-nucleotide messenger RNA. RefSeq names its product GDSL esterase/lipase At5g41890. Bases 1 to 1140 code for a protein of 379 amino acids. The transcript has 5 exons. Gene Ontology annotation, molecular function: hydrolase activity, acting on ester bonds. Lineage: Eukaryota; Viridiplantae; Streptophyta; Magnoliopsida; Magnoliales; Magnoliaceae. The record is from RefSeq and is a predicted model, not a curated record.
AUGGCUUUCUUCAACUUUCUUCUAAAAUCUCUUACUCUCACUUUCAUUGUCUUCUCUCUACACUUCUUGCCUUCUUUCCCUUACACUCCCUUUGUGUUUGGGGACUCUUUGGUCGAUGCUGGAAACAAUGACUACAUCUUUACUCUCUCCAAGGCUGACUCUCCUCCCUACGGCAUCGACUUCACCGCUUCCGGCGGCCGCCCUACUGGUAGAUUCACCAAUGGUCGAACUACAACUGACAUAUUGGGUCAAGCACUUGGAGAAAAAUCUUUUCCUCCACCAUAUUUAUCUCCUAAUACCCGUGUCAGCGAUGGGAUUUUCAGAGGGGUUAAUUAUGCUUCCGGAGCGUCAGGAAUCUUAGACGAAACCGGCUACUUAUUUCUACUAAUUCUUGAGCAGAUAGGAAGAGUUCCAUUAAGAAAGCAGAUAGACUAUUUUGAGGAAAGUAGAGACUACAUGGUGAAGAUGAUGGAAGAGAGUGGUGCAACACAGCUUCUCAGGAGGGCUAUUUUCUCUAUAACAAUUGGGUCCAAUGAUUUUUUGGACUAUUUUGAACCUUCCAUUCCUUUCAUUGGAAGUGGCAAGAUGUCCCCAAUGACGCUCCAAGAUGAAAUGGUUUCAAAUUUGACAUUGCAACUCAAGCGACUACACAAGCUUGGAGCGAGGAAAUUCAUCGUCGUCGGUGUUGGACCUCUCGGAUGUAUACCAUUCGUUCGUGCAUUGAUGCUGGUGCGAAAUGGAGAGUGCUCGUCCAUUGCGAAUAAACUGAUCCAGGGCUACAAUAAGAAAUUGAGCAAAAUGUUGGAUCAAUUAAAUGAAGAGUUGGGGCCAGAAACAAUUUUUAUUUAUGCAAAUUCCUAUGACAUUGUUGCAGGAAUCAUCCGAAAUUACCGGAAAUAUGGGUUUGAGAAUGCAUAUGAUCCAUGUUGUGGUGGCAACUUCCCUCCAUUCAUUUGCUUUAAGGGACACAACAAAAACGAGAGCUCUGAUUUAUGCAAGGACCGCUCUAAGUAUGUGUUCUGGGAUGCGUACCAUCCAACAGAAGCAGCUAAUAUCAUCAUCGCUGGAAAACUACUGGACGGUGACGAAACCGUCGCUUCCCCAAUCAACCUUCGCCAACUCUACAGUUACAGAUCUUGAUCGCAACCGUCCAGAUGCUCAUGAAAGAUGGGGAGGUUACUAACAUGGACCGUUAGAUGCGCUCCACUUAGAUGCUUGAUUAGUGGGCCGCAAGAAGGUUUUGUUUGAAAAAAGUUUGCAUAUGUAAUAGAAUAAAAUUUUGGUACGUGCUUUCUUCGAGUGCCAUGUUCAUGCAUGUCAAGGAGAAUGAGCAGAAUGAAGUAU